Molecule: messenger RNA, 1661 nt
Organism: Pteropus alecto (black flying fox)
Lineage: Eukaryota; Metazoa; Chordata; Mammalia; Chiroptera; Pteropodidae
Gene: CSTPP1
Product: chromosome unknown C11orf49 homolog
Exons: 9
Coding region: 109-1104 (331 amino acids)
Source: RefSeq, a predicted model, not a curated record
UCUCCCGCCUGUUCUCCCGCUGCGUGGGUGCCAUGGCAACGGACAGAGAGCGCAACCUGGGUUCCGGAAGCUAGAGAGCUAAAGCUUGGAAGCUACCGGGGUCAAAGGAUGCUGAGUCCGGAGCGCCUAGCCCUACCGGACUACGAGUAUCUGGCUCAGCGACAUGUCCUUACGUACAUGGAGGAUGCAGUGUGCCAGCUGCUAGAGAAUAAGGAAGAUAUUAGCCAAUAUGGCAUUGCCAGGUUCUUCACUGAAUAUUUUAACAGUGUAUGUCAGGGAACUCACGUUCUCUUUCGGGAAUUCAGCUUCAUCCAAGCCACCCCUCACAACAGGGCAUCGUUCUUACGGGCCUUCUGGAGAUGCUUCCGAUCGGUGGGCAAAAAUGGCGAUUUGCUGACCAUGAAAGAAUAUCACUGUUUGCUGCAAUUACUGUGCCCGGAUUUCCCGCUGGAGCUUACUCAGAAAGCAGCCAGGAUCGUGCUGAUGGAUGAUGCCAUGGACUGCUUGAUGUCUUUUUCAGAUUUCCUUUUUGCUUUUCAGAUCCAGUUUUACUACUCAGAAUUCCUGGAGAGUGUGGCUGCCAUCUAUCAGGACCUACUGUCAGGCAAGAACCCCAAGACGGUGAUUGUGCCAACGUCAUCCAGCGGGCAGCACCGCCAGCGGCCUGCCUUGUGUGAAGCCAGCAUGCUGGAGGGAGUCGAGGCAUCACUGUUCUCCCAGUGCCUAGAGAACUUGUGUGACCGGCACAAGUACAGCUGCCCACCCCCAGCACUUGUCAAAGAGGUCCUAAGCAACGUUCAGAGACUGACCUUCUAUGGAUUCCUCGUGGCUCUCUCCAAGCAUCACGGAAUCAACCAAGCCUUGGGAGCUUUGCCUGACAAAGGGGACCUGAUGCAUGACCCAGCCAUGGACGAGGAGCUGGAACGCUUGCUGGCCCAGAUCCCAGGCCUGGUCAACUCAGUCACUGCCAGUCCAGAGGUCAGCUGCCUGCCUUCUCGGACCCCUCACCGGGCUGGCUUUUCCUGGAGACCCCUCCAUCACGCCCGCAAAGUGGACACAGAGAGUGAUGGCUCCACUGAAGAGACAGACGAGUCCGAGACUUGAGGAGUCUGAAGGGUCUCCUCAACAACACCCUGUACCCAGCUCCCACCCAGCCCUUGGGCUCCAGCCCAACCUCCUCUCCCAACCCUGUGCCAUGCUGCCCUCUGCUGGUGAAAAGGCUGAAUAACAGCUACCGCCCAAGACCUGCCAGAAGGGUUCUGAUACCAGCCAACCCAAGCAGUGACCCAAGAAAGUUAACAACCUACUCUCCCUGUUCCUGUCAGCCUUUGCGCUUUAGUCAGGCCCCAAGCUGACAGCAGAUUGAACCAAGACCACCGGGAAGGUAACUUGGCUUUAGCCAUUUGCUGGCAGUCCCCCACAUAAAGUUCAUCUCCUCACAGCAACUCUGGAAAGCGGGAAGACCAUGAAUAGCCACAUGGGGCCUUGCAUGCUCAGGGGUGAUACCAGUGCGAGUAUUAGGAGGACAUAAUCACAGUGGCCUUCUGCUGCAGGAAUAGUCACUAGCCAUGAAGGGUGGGCAAGUAGACAAUCUCUUUCAAAAACUGCUUCGUCUCCUAUUAGUUAAAUGUGAAAUGAAUAAAGUCCCUUGUGUCUGGUAA